Molecule: messenger RNA, 1748 nt
Organism: Ruditapes philippinarum (Manila clam)
Lineage: Eukaryota; Metazoa; Mollusca; Bivalvia; Venerida; Veneridae
Exons: 5
Coding region: 116-1273 (385 amino acids)
Source: RefSeq, a predicted model, not a curated record
UUUAUUAGACUGGUCCCCUGCAUAAUUACGGGAUGGAUGCCAAAUAAGACCACAGAGAACCAGAUUAAAAUUUAUUUACCUGAAGAUUGAUUAUCAAAAAACAAUGUUGUAAAGGAUGGAAGAUCCACCGCAAACUCAAGAUGGAGAGGAAAAUACAGAAUUAGCAAGAGUGAGAAGAAAAUUCCUCAUCCUCUUUAUUGUGAAAUUCCUGCUAGGUUUUCUGCUGUUACUACUAGGGGGAUUGGCAGUCAAAAAUACCGAAACAUCUGAUGGAUUUGGUCCACCUUAUUACAUUGGCGCUUUUCUUGUAGGUUGUGCUAUCACGAUGUCGGGGAUAGUGGAUCUUUUCAUCUUUCGACUUCUUACCUCUAAUGACCAGUCAGUACUUAAUAAGUUUGUACAAUGCACGUGCUUUGAAGUUGGGUUAACUGUUGUUGCCAUAUUGAGUGGAUUCAUAGGAAUUUUCUUCGUUGCUAUAUUUGGCGUACCAAAAUGUGAUCCUUCCUCAUUCUUUAGCCAUUGUAAUUAUAACAUUAACAUGGGAACGAAUCGAAACAUUGCAAUAUCUAUCCUGGUAUUUUUGAUAGCUGGUGAAAUUCUAGGUAUAGCAAGUAUUGUGAUGAAUAAUCUUGCAUGUAGGGGUGUUGGCGUUUCCAACAUAUUUAAAGCAAGGCCACGCAGAUAUAAUACUGCCCAAAAUGUUUACAUGGCAGGUGGUGGAGGUACUGUUGUCAUGUCAACAGCUCCGGAACAAACACCAAUUAUUGGAGGCUUCGGUUAUGGUAAUUAUAGAAGAAAUGACAAUUAUAGUGCAGAUACUCAAAUAGUAAUAGGUGGACAAGUUAUAGAUAAAAAUCGAGGUGGUUUUUCAGGGGCUGUCAUACACCCACCAGAAAAUACAACUGUUCACCCAUUCGUAGGGUAUUAUCCAGAUAACCAGGGUGCAACAGGCCAACAUCCCACAUUUCAUCAAGAUGAAUCCGUAAACCAGUUACAGGAACAAAACAGAUUAUUGAGAGAGCAGAUUGCGUUACAACAACAACAACUUCAAUUAAUGCAGCAGCAACAACAUCAACAACUGGAUGCAUCGUCCACAAUGCCACCUCCUCCACCUAGUUAUGAGUCAUGCCUACAAGAUCCUACUCAGAUUAAAUUUCUUCAACAACAAAAUGAGGAAUUGCUAAACAGAUGUCAAACCCAGCAAUAUCAAAUAUCUGAAAAGACACCAGUUGUUCAUGGGACACACCCUAAUCCUUCGGCACCACCUAUGUGAGCCAGAAUUAUUCAUUCUGUUUAUCUGCUGGUCAGGUUUCUAUACAAAGGCAAUUUAUGACAGCGGCUAAUGCUAAAAGGGCUAUUGAAGGAUUUUAUAUCAGAGAUUUUUCUUAGAUGUGGGAAAGAUUGUCAGUGGAUUUGAUGUUAGUGGACUCAUAAUGAUUUUUAGUGGAUUUAAUUGUUAAUGGAUUCAUAAUGAUUAUUAGUAGAUUUAGUUGUUAAUGGAUUCAUAAUGAUUAUUAGUAGAUUUAGUUGUUAAUGGAUUCAUAAUGAUUAUUAGUAGAUUUAGUUGUUAAUGGAUUCAUAAUGAUUAUUAGUAGAUUUACUUGUUAAUGGAUUCAUAAUGAUUGUUAGUGGAUUCUUGGGAAGGAAAAUUAAUGCAUAGAUGUUCUUUAUGGUAUUCAAACAAUGAUAUCACAUUGUGUCAAAUAUGCUGAUACAAAUAUACCAGAAAGUAAGAAAAAUUGUAUGUU